Messenger RNA from Hypanus sabinus (Atlantic stingray), 4391 nucleotides. RefSeq names its product solute carrier family 35 member D1a (gene slc35d1a). Gene Ontology annotation, molecular function: antiporter activity; GDP-fucose transmembrane transporter activity. Bases 27 to 1097 code for a protein of 356 amino acids. Gene Ontology annotation, cellular component: Golgi apparatus. The transcript is spliced from 12 exons. The record is from RefSeq and is a predicted model, not a curated record. NCBI's taxonomy places the organism in Eukaryota, Metazoa, Chordata, Chondrichthyes, Myliobatiformes, Dasyatidae.
GCGGCGGCGGAGCCGGGGGUGAAGACAUGUUAGAAGUUCGUCAACGUCAUGAUGUUGUGGUUAAGUCGGGCCAGGAAAGAAGCGAGGCGGCUGGAGAUGCUGACCGCGCCGGCGGCGGGGAGAUGUCGGCCGAGCCGAUGACCGUCUUCCUGAAGCUGUGCGCAGCCGCUUUUUACGGAAUAAGCUCGUUUUUUAUUGUGGUCGUAAACAAGAGCAUCCUUACCAGCCACAGAUUCCCUUCAAUAAUAUUUGUGGGUCUUGGUCAGAUGUUGGCAACAGUGACCCUACUGUGGGUGGGUAAGGCAUGCAAAGUGGUAAAGUUUCCUGACUUCGAUUAUAGUAUGCCUCGAAAGAUAUUUCCACUACCUCUCUUGUAUUUGGGAAACCAACUGACAGGACUUCUUGGUACUAAGAAACUGAAUCUGCCGAUGUUUACAGUCCUAAGGAGGUUUUCUAUUCUGUUUACAAUGAUAGCGGAAGGUUUACUGCUCAAUAAGAAAUUCUCCCGCUCUGUUCAGAUGACAGUAUUUGCAAUGUUGCUUGGUGCAUUUAUUGCUGCCAGUUCUGAUAUGGCAUUUGAUUCUUUUGGAUAUGGAUACAUUCUUACAAAUGAUGUAUUAACAGCUGCCAAUGGAGCUUAUGUAAAGCAGAAAUUGGAGUCAAAAGAAAUGGGAAAGUAUGGACUACUUUAUUACAAUGCCCUCUUUAUGAUUUUGCCUUCUGUGGUCAUUGCAUAUGUUACAGGAGAUCUGCAGAAGGCAGUCAGUUUUGAAGGAUGGUCAAAUGAAAUGUUUGUGUUACAGUAUCUGCUGUCCUGUGUAAUGGGGUUUGUCCUCAUGUACUCUACAGUUCUGUGUACACAGUAUAAUUCUGCUCUUACCACCACAAUUGUUGGCUGUGUUAAGAAUAUUUUGGUGACUUACAUUGGAAUGUUUCUUGGUGGAGAUUAUAUAUUCACGUGGACUAACUUCAUUGGAUUAAAUAUCAGCAUUGCGGGGAGUUUGGUGUAUUCUUAUAUUACAUUCACGGAGGAGCAGGUAACCAGGACAUCAGGAAACAGCAGCAACACUGAAUCCAAGGGAAAGAUUGCUGUAUGAGACGAGCAUCUUAACAGAUGAACUUUUUUAUUCAUUUUAAUUUUAUAAUUACUUUUAUCUGUAGUUAUCAAUAAGUUUUCAGUUUUAUUACAAUGUUGAAGGACCAAUUGAAAAACUAGUAUUAAAUGGCCUACUUUUGCUUUACCACAGUAGCUUAUGACAUUACAAAUUCCCCAAGUUCCAAAGCUCCAAAUAGAUGUCUCUAUUUGAGGAUCUUAAUUCAUUUGUUUUAAAGUAGUUAUUGAUUGUACCUAACUUGUACAAUAGUUUAGUAGUCUUGGAGAUGGAAAAUAUUAUGCCUAAAAUCACUUUAAAUAAAUUCUGUGUCUAAACCAGGGGUUUCCAACUUGGAGUCCAUGAGCCCCUUAGUUAAUGGUAUUGGUCCAUGGCAUAGUAAAAGUUGGGAACCCCUAGUCUAAACUAUAAACAUUUGGUGGCGGGGUGGAGAUGUGUCUCUACCAAAGGAGGUGUAAGGCGCUCCUUUCAUCCGCUAGCCUGUAGGUCACCCUUGGACAAGGUCAUGUGAAGUCAUGGGGGCAGGUUGAUUGUGCAUAUCACAAGUUCUGGUUUGGUGACCACUGACACCAGGCAGACAAUCUCUGAAGCUUAUUGAUACUGGCUGGGGUCACCGGAAUUGUAAAGACGCUGCCCAGAAGAAGGCAAUGGCAAAUCAUUUCUGUAGAAAAAUUUGCCACGAUUAAUUAAGGGCAAAGACUAUAAUCGCCCACAUCAUUCAACACAGCACAUGAUGAUGAAACUGUAUAACUACCAAGUUUAGUAACACUGGUUGAGUACCCCUUAUCCAAAAUUCCAAAAUCCAAAAACUCCGAAAUUUGAGAUUUUUGUGAGCGCUGACAUGAUGUCACAGACGGAAAAUUUCACAAGGAGCUAGGAAGGUUCCCAGGCAAUGCAUAGAUCUCUGUGCUUCAGACAGUUCUGAGAAGUGAUUUCACAUAUGUAAUGAACAGAAGUUAAUGAAAAAUAGAAAAAUGCUCCAUAAAGUGAAAAUGAAGAACUCAAUCAUGUAUUGAAAGAAUGGAUUUGUCGGUGAAUGUUUGUCACUCAACAGUAUGCUGAUCACGAAACAAGCAAAGAUCUACCAUGACGAACUGAAAGUUGAAGGUAAUUGUGAAUAUUCAGCUGGCUAGUUGCAGAAAUUUAAGAAGAGCAAUGACAUUAGAUUUUAAAAUAGUGUCUCCUGAUCAUGAAGCAGCAGAGAAAUUCAUUGAUAAGUUGCGAAGAUCAUCACUGAUGAAAUUCCAACACCAGAACAAAUCUACAAUGCUGAUUGUUUUUAUACCUUACAUAAAACUUUAAAAAGGUUAAAAUACAGAUAGCGUACUGUAACCUUUUAAUCCUAACACGUCAUCAUAGGUGAAGACUGAAAGCCUGUCAUUUGUUGUUCAACAGCUGAUUCAGCUAUUCUGAAGCUGCUGUGCUGCAUUUGUUAACUCAUUUUAUUUUCAUAUGUUAAUAGUUUGUAGUAAUUUUUAAUGUUAAAUACAGAUGUGUAAUGAACAAGUAUAAGACAAGGACUGCUUACCGUUAGUGCAUAAAUUCAGUCAGAAAUUAUGGUAAUCCCAGGUUUUAAAUAUAAUUAUAUUCCAAUCUCCCAAAAUGUCUGAAAUUGGGAACGCUUUCGGCCCCAAGCAUUUCAGAGAAGAGAUACCUAGAUUGUACUUCUAAGCAAAAGAAGUUGAGUGCCUAUUGUUUUCAACAUCUGUUUAAAUUUUUUACUCAAGGAUUGAGAAGCUGAGGAUGUCUUCUUGGAGCAUUAGUACAAGUCAGCUGCCUCCUACAUUGCAACUUCCAAAUUUGAUCUAUUAACAGACUGUGUGAAUAAAAUGGAAGCUGUAUUUUUAAUUAAGCUAAACUUUAAUUGUGACAGAAACAAGAUUGUUGUAGAACGCUAUGGGUUAGUUAUAAAUUUAUGACUUUGAGAAGGAACAAUUGUUUUCUAAGUUUCAAAUAAUGGACAAUUACUUUGGGGAAACAACAAUGUGAAGACAAAUCUCUCAUUUUAAGAUGUCAUGUGCAAAUCUCAUGAAAUGCCUGGAAAUAUCUUUGUAAAGAACUGCGUACUAAUACAGUUCUACCAAUCAUAAAGCCAUCACCUGGAUGGUUUAGUGGAGAAUUGUAUCUCUUUUCAAAAUGUGCUUAAUGAACUUCUGAACUGCCUUUUUUUCUGCAAUGUAGUUAAUUGGUAUUGGAGAAAUCAAUCAAAGGAUAUGUUUGAUUUGGUUGUGUUAAAACUUUAAACUUGAAUUUUAAAUGUACUUUAAAUUGUUACCUGUUUAACAUAAAGCCAUUCAAAUAUUUUAGUGUUUUCAACAGAAUCUGCUAAACAAUUUAAAAUUUGCUUAGAAAAUGUUGAUUCACAUGAGAAAUACUGAUAGACCUGGUGAAACUCAUUCUCUCUCUUGACCCAUUGAAUUCUAACUUAUCAGGAAAUUAAAUCAAUGUUCCAAAUUUAAAAUUCCUUGUUCCAAAUCAAGACAUACCUCAGUGAUUAAUUAUUCUCUACUCCAGGCAAAUUUCUUGAAGAUCUGUGUAUUUGUGACAGCUUCAUAAAACAUGAAUAUCAAGCAUUUGGAAUAUAAAGCUUUUGAGAAAAAUGUUUGCAUGAUUUCAGUAAACUGUAUAAUUCCUAAUGUGCAAUACUUAAUGAGAAUUCCCUAAUAUUUUUAUUUUCUAAGAUGCAUGUUCUAGGAAAAUAUCAGGUGACAUUUGUCAAUCUUGAUUUUGUGAAUACAAGAUGAAUUGAAAUUCAUGCACAUUUACAGGUCAAGUUGAUCCUAUGGACCUUCCUAUUAAAUUGUGGCAGCACUUUGCUUUUAUUGAGCACCAAGUCUGAUUGGCUAACAUUUCAGUGAAGUGUUCCCUUAUAAUUUUGCUUUGGUCCAGGUGUUUAGUGGCUGGUUUCCAAGAUGCUUUUAAUUCUGAAAACAAUUUGUAUGCUGGUGUUUGUGGUCAGUACAUAAGAAUUGUUCAAUGUAUGUGAACACUGAAGUGCCUAGAUACUGAAUUAGAGGUGAAUUUAUGAAUAUUUUUAAAUGAAAAUAUGUGUAUUUAACCCAUUGUAACGUAGAUGCAUUAAAAUCUAGAUUUUACAAAUGUACGUACUACCAAAAUUGAAGAAAAUGAAGCUUCUAGGUAUUGAUUUUGCAAUUCCCAAUAAUGUAUAAUGCCAAGUGUUCUACUUCAUUUUCAAUUAUUCCACUGUACCCAUUUUCAUUGAGUGAAAUUUGGUUUACAAAUAUAUUUUGUAACAAAUACAAACGUUGUUGGCUUUGA